Clupea harengus (Atlantic herring) is the source of this 1937-nucleotide messenger RNA. RefSeq names its product glycerol kinase. Gene Ontology annotation, molecular function: glycerol kinase activity. The transcript is spliced from 21 exons. Gene Ontology annotation, cellular component: mitochondrion. Gene Ontology annotation, biological process: phosphorylation; glycerol-3-phosphate biosynthetic process; glycerol metabolic process. The coding region runs from base 136 to 1839 and encodes 567 amino acids. Lineage: Eukaryota; Metazoa; Chordata; Actinopteri; Clupeiformes; Clupeidae. The record is from RefSeq and is a predicted model, not a curated record.
CGCACCUCCCCUUUGGGUGCGUAAUCACGUCAUCAUUCUGCGUCACCGGCUUUAGAGCUCUGUGGAACGGGAGGAAUAAACGAAGAGUUUGCCGGGUGUUCCGGGUCAACACUUGAUCCCAAGGCCAAAGUCUCCAUGAACGGCAGCAUGGCCGCCUCGCAGGACAGGAUCAUGUUGGGGCCGCUUGUGGCGGCGAUCGACCAGGGCACGAGCUCCACGCGUUUCCUCGUCUUCAACGCAAAGACCGCCGAGCUUCUCAGUCAUCACCAGGUUGAGAUCAAGCAGAGUUUCCCUAAGGAAGGAUGGGUGGAAGAGGACCCAAAGGAGAUUCUGCAGUCUGUGUACGAGUGCAUGGACAAGACCUGCGAAAAGCUCACCCAGCUAAACAUCGACAUUUCCAACAUCAAAGCCAUCGGUGUGACCAACCAGAGAGAGACAACAAUCGUUUGGGACAAGGAAACAGGAGAGCCGCUCUAUAAUGCCAUCGUGUGGCUGGACCUGCGGACUCAGUCCACGGUGGAGAGGCUCAUCAACAAAACCCCCGGAAGAAACAAGAACCACCUGAAGCAUAAGACCGGCCUUCCCAUCAGCACCUACUUCAGUGCAGUGAAGCUGCGCUGGCUGAUGGAUAAUGUGGACGAGGUCAGCGAGGCCAUCCACUCACACAAAGCCAUGUUUGGCACCGUCGACUCCUGGCUCAUAUGGUGUCUAACUGGUGGGAAGAAUGGAGGGGUUCACUGCACAGACGUGACCAACGCCAGCCGCACAAUGCUCUUCAACAUUCACACUUUGGACUGGGAUCCUGAACUCUGCUCAUAUUUUGGCAUUCCAAUGGAGGUUCUGCCCAAAGUCAGGAGUUCUUCUGAGAUUUACGGUCUAAUGAAAAUAAGCUCUAGUGUGAAGUCUGGCUCUUUAACUGGAAUUCCCAUAUCAGGCUGUCUUGGAGACCAGUCAGCAGCUCUUGUGGGGCAGAUGUGCUUCCAGGAUGGUCAGGCCAAAAACACGUAUGGGACUGGCUGUUUCCUGUUGAGGAAUACAGGCCCCAAGCCGGUGAUGUCAGACCAUGGCCUCUUGACAACAAUAGCUUACCAACUUGGUCGAGACAAACCAGCGUGUUAUGCACUAGAGGGUUCUGUUGCCAUAGCGGGGGCAGUUGUGCGCUGGCUGAAGGAUAACCUGGGCAUCAUCCAGACCCUCUCAGAGCUUGAGAAACUGGCGGCAGCAGUGGGAACGUCCUAUGGAUGCUACUUUGUUCCAGCGUUUUCUGGUCUCUAUGCCCCUUACUGGGAGCCCAGUGCUCGAGGAAUAAUCUGUGGUUUGACUCAGUUCACCAACCGCAGCCACAUAGCCUUUGCAGCUCUGGAGGCCGUGUGCUUUCAGACCAGAGAGCUGAUGGACGCCAUGAACCAGGACAGUGGGAUCCCCUUGACUCAGCUGCAGGUUGAUGGGGGGAUGACCUCAAACAGGCUGCUCAUGCAGCUGCAAGCAGAUAUACUUUGCAUCCCUGUUGUGAAACCCUCCAUGCCGGAGACGACCGCGCUAGGCGCUGCAAUGGCAGCUGGAUCAGCUGAGGGGGUCAGCGUGUGGAGCCUCAACCUCGAGGACCUCAGCGAGGUCACGUCGGAGAAGUUUGAGCCGCAGAUCAAUCCCGAGGAGAGCGAGUUUCGCUAUGCACGCUGGAAGAAGGCCGUGCAGAAGUGCAUGAACUGGGAGACCACUGAGCCUGUCGGAAAUGGAAAUGAGGAGCCUAAUAUCUUCAGUAGUAUUCCUCUGGGCUUUUACAUUCUUGGUAGCAUGUUUAUGUUAAUCGGAGCUAAGUACAUUGCAGGGCACAAGUAGGCUGAUGGAAGAUGGAAGAUGGAAAUGGCCAGUAGGGGGAGCACAUGCGCUCUGUUUGCUUCGCAGAUGUAGUUGCCUUGUACACAUACUGCCUACUG